Perognathus longimembris pacificus (Pacific pocket mouse) is the source of this 1536-nucleotide messenger RNA. RefSeq names its product basic proline-rich protein-like. The transcript is spliced from 2 exons. The record is from RefSeq and is a predicted model, not a curated record. Lineage: Eukaryota; Metazoa; Chordata; Mammalia; Rodentia; Heteromyidae. Bases 1 to 1536 code for a protein of 511 amino acids.
AUGGCAAGCGGCCCCCCGGGCGCCCGCGGCUUCCACCGGGGCCGUUCUCGGCCUCCGCGCAGCCCUCCCGGGGCCGGGCCGGGGAGCGGGGGCCCCGCCGCCCGCCUGCUCCCCGCGGGUCGGAGGGGGGACACCGGGGUCACCCCCAGCCUGCUCCCCGCGGGUCGGAGGUGGGUCCCCGGGUCACCCCCAGCCUGCUCCCCCGCGGGUCCGGGAGGGGGGUCCCGGGUCACCCCCAGCCUGCUCCCCGCGGGUCGGGAGGGGGUCCCCGGGUCACCCCCAGCCUGCUCCCCGCGGGUCGGAGGGGGGGACACCGGGGUCACCCCCAGCCUGCUCCCCGCGGGUCGGAGGUGGUCCCCGGUCACCCCCAGCCUGCUCCCCGCGGGUCGGGAGGGGGUCCCCGGGUCACCCCUGCCUGCUCCCCGCGGGUCGGGGCCCCCGGCCCGCCAGGGGGCGCUGGACGGGGGUUCGCGGCGGACCUGCGGGGGCCCGGGCGGCGGGGCUCCGGGCCGGUCCCGACCCGGGCAGGGAGGCGGCGCGCGGAGGGCGCCCCGUCUGCCCCGCGCGGCCCGGACGGCGCCCCCCGGCCCCUCCCGGCGCUGCGAGCGGGUCUGGGCGGCCCGGGCGGCCCGGGCGGCGGCGGCGGGGCCUCCGGGGGGGGCGAGGCUUCACGCACGGAGGUCCCGCACCCUCCAGGCCCGUGCGCACGGCGGGGCGCCCCCCACCCUCCCAGGGUGCCGCGCGAGGGGACCGCGUCCGGGCCGGCGGAGGAGCCCGCCCGCCCGCCCGCCCUCCCCCGGGGGCCGGGGCGCCCCGCGACCCCUCGAGCCCCGGCCGGCGAGGCCGCGGAGACGCCGAGCCCGGGGAGCGGGCGCGGAGGGCGGGGGCCGAGCUCCGCCGAGGGUGCGGGCGGGGAGCGCGCCCUCCCUCCCCGGCCCCCGGCCCGCAGCCGGGCUCCCCGCGGGCCGCCGGCGCCUGCGGGCGGCGUCCGCCCCCCCCCCCCCGCCUCCGCGCCCCGCAGGAGCUGCGGGGUGUUCCGUGCUCCGGCCGCCCGCGCCUCCCCCCGCGCCGGCCGCGUCCCCCACCCCCGGACGGCUCGGCCCCGGCCCCGGGCGCCGACCGCCCCACCGCCCGACCGCGAACGCGGGGACCGGGCUGGAGCUCCGGGAGAGGCUCCGGGCCCCGCGCCCGCGCCCCCGCCGCGGCGGCUCUCCGAGUGCCCGGGAAGGGCCGGGGAGGGCGCUGCGGGGCGGGCGCGGGGGUCCAGGGCGCCGCCCGCCCCUCGGAGCGCCCGCCCGCCGCCCAGGACCGCCGCUCACCUCCCCGGGCGCGCCCCGCGUGCGCCCCGCGGCCCGGCCGGCCUCCGGCGUGGCGAGCGCGGCCCCGAGCGGGCUGCAGCGCCCCGGGCGCGGGGGACGGGAGCGGGCGCCCUCCCGGGACGCGGAGGACGAGGCCGCGGGACCCUGCGAGCGGGGCCGGCCGCGCGUCCCGGGCCCGGCGAGGUCUGCGCCGCCCGCCGCCCGCGCCGCCUUAUAA